AUGCCAUUAAAUGUUAAUGAAAAUCCUUUGCAUAGCAUUUCUUUACAUACCACAUUACAAUCAGAUUCUACACCAACAUCCUUUCCACCAUGGCAACCAUCUCGGGCUCUAAGCCAUCUUAAUAAUUGUUUUCAGAAAGAAAUUUUGUAUAUGUUCCCAUGUGUUCCCUGUUCACAUUGUUCUAUCCUUAUGUUACCAAAUCAAGCCAUGUGGGUAGAAUUCAAUAUUAAUGAAAGUUAUGAUCUUCUUAGAGCUUUUCCACUUCUGUCUCUUACUAAACAUCCUAGUAAAAUGAAUCAUGUUGCUGUUUAUGCAUCAUGUAAAACUACUGCAAAGCAUCGUUCUGCUCCAACAGUAGCUCCAAUCCCAGAUGAACUAAAUAAUGUUCCAAUGUAUCAUCGUUGGUGGCUUUCUCCGAUUCAUUUAAGUUGUUCUUUAGGACGUGCAGAAAGUUCAAAUCAAUUUACACAUUAUCGUCAUCUUACUGGAGAUUUUGGUUUAUCAAGGAAUAUUCGUGCUUUAUAUUUAUAUUUUGCCUUUCUUGACAAAUCAAUAUCAGCAUUAAUUGAAAACAAUAUUAUUCGUGCAGAUUUACCUGAUCCUGUAUCUGAACCAAUUCUUUAUAACCUGGUAUAUACUCAUCAAAUUCAUCAAUGUUGUCCGGAUAAAUGUAAUGGGCCACCACUUCCUGGUGAACAAUGUAACAAAAAGUUCCCAGCUCCAUUAUCACAUUAUACAUACCUCAAUCCUUCUUCUUUACGAUAUACUUAUCGUCGAACAAAAGAAGAAGAUCGUUGGGUAGUUCCAAAUCAUGCUCCAACAUUACUACUAUGGCAAGGACAUUGUAAUUUUCAAUAUGUUAGUUCAAAAUCUUUUGCAAAAUAUAUGACUAAAUAUAUCACAAAACCAGAGCAACCUGGCUUAUUUGAACUAAGAGAACAUAAUGCUUACCGAUCUCAUAUCUUAGCUCAAAGACUUGGUUCUAUGGAGCUUAUAAUUCUUUUACUUGGAUAUAAAAUUUGCUGUUCUUCUAUUGCUGUUCAAUACCUACCAUCCUCUCCCCCUAAUAUGAGAGCAAAAUCUAUAAAACCAAUUUAUUUGUUAGAAAAUAAUGAAUCAAAUCCUUACUGGAAUGAUGCUAUUAAUAAAUAUUUUUCAAGUGAAUCUUAUUUCUAUCAACAGUUAUUAACUUUGAUGCCUUGGAGAAAUGAACAAGAACUACUUGGACAAUAUCCAAAUUAUCGAGCUUAUUAUCAAGCAAAAUUUCCUGAACAAUAUGCAAGAGAAAUACAAUAUGUCCAUCAAUCUUCAAGAACUCAAUUUCUCAGAUUCUCCUAUAAUUAUCGUCGAAUAAUAGAUCAUAUUGUAAAUGACAUGCCUCAAAAUAUUACACUAAUAAUACGCAAACAACUAGAAUCAUUAAUAAGAUAUACUUCUUCAGUUCCUCGUAAUUCUUUAUUAGAAACACCAACUGAUCAAUAUACUGUUUUCAAUAUAUUAACUUCUGCUUGGGAAAAAAUAAAAAAUCUCUCAUUAUGUUCUCCAACAGAUACCACUCAUAUUGUUGGAUUUCGAGCUAUGGCAGAUGAGAUAAAUAAAUUAGCGUGUUUAUCUUUUCCUUCAAUUUCACAAGAAUUUGAACCUAUUAUCUCAACAGCAAUCGAUCAUAUUAACGGUGAAGAGUAUGAUCCAACAGAAAACAAUCGUGUUUUUCGUCACCAAACAAACUUACCUCCUACCUUAAUUUUACAACAAGAUGUUGCAUUUCCAACAACACAAACAAUUAUCUCUGCUACUAUAAAAAAAACUACAAAACACUUCCAUAUAAACGGCACACCUGCUAGUCGACACCAAUUCCCCCUUCAAAAUGCUUUUGCACUUACAGUGCAUAAAACACAAGCUGAUGACCAAAUGUUUGCAUAUGGUCAAUCUUAUGUAGCAUUUAGUAGAGCUCCAUCAUGGGACUCAUUAAACAUCUUAUCAUUUGAACUAAAUGCUAUCAGAACUGAUCCAGCUGUAACCAUCGAAUAUCAAUGA
This is a messenger RNA of Racocetra fulgida, 2037 nucleotides long. Lineage: Eukaryota; Fungi; Glomeromycota; Glomeromycetes; Diversisporales; Gigasporaceae. The record is from the annotation of a GenBank genome assembly.